This is a messenger RNA of Lasiodiplodia theobromae, 1068 nucleotides long. RefSeq lists its product as uncharacterized. NCBI's taxonomy places the organism in Eukaryota, Fungi, Ascomycota, Dothideomycetes, Botryosphaeriales, Botryosphaeriaceae. The coding region runs from base 1 to 1068 and encodes 355 amino acids. The record is from RefSeq and is a predicted model, not a curated record. The transcript is spliced from 2 exons.
AUGCACUCCAAGAUCUCCGCCCCGACCGCUGUGGUCAUGCUUUUGACCGCCAUGGCUGCGGCCACUCCCAUCGCUGUUCCCGCACCCGUUGCUGAUUCCGACGCCGCGGUGCAAAACAUCGACGCUCGUGAUGCGGCCGAGGCUGCUGCCGCCGAGCCGAACGCCGUCGACGACCAGAAAUACGCCUGGUACAACUUCAAGCGGGAUGAGGCCAAGGCCGAUGCCGUUGAUGACCAAAAGUACGCGUGGUACAACUUCAAGCGCGACGACGCCAACACCGAUGCUGUCGACGACCAAAAGUACGCUUGGUACAACUUCAAGCGUGACGAAGCCAAGGCCGACGCCGUCGACGAUCAGAAGUACGCCUGGUAUAACUUCAAGCGUGACGAGGCCAAGGCCGACGCUGUGGAUGACCAGAAGUACGCUUGGUACAACUUCAAGCGCGAUGAGGAGAGUGCCCCGGCUCAGCCCGCCGCCGACGCUGUCGACGACCAGAAGUAUGCGUGGUACAACUUCAAGCGUGAUGAGAGCGCCGCCCAGGCUGAGGCUGCCCCUGACGCCGUCGACGACCAAAAGUACGCCUGGUACAAUUUCAAGCGCGACGAGGCCAAGGCCGACGCGGUUGACGACCAGAAGUACGCCUGGUACAACUUUAAGCGGGGUGAGGAGAGCGCCGCUGAGGCUGCUGCGCCCGCUGCCGUCGACGAUCAGAAGUACGCCUGGUACAACUUCAAGAGAGAGGAGGGAAGCGCGGCCCAGCCUGCCGCCGACGCCGUUGAUGACCAGAAGUACGCGUGGUACAACUUCAAGAGGGGCGAGGAAAGCGCGGCCGAGGUUUCCCCUGAUGCUGUUGACGAUCAGAAAUACGCCUGGUACAACUUCAAGCGCGACGAGGAGAGUGCGGCUGAGGCGGCUCCUGAUGCGGUGGAUGACCAGAAGUACGCCUGGUACAACUUCAAGAGGGAGGAGAACAGUGCCGCUGAGGCUGCUACCCCUGACGCUGUCGAUGAUCAGAAGUAUGCCUGGUACAACUUCAAGAGGGAGGAGGCGACCGCCGACUCUGAGUAG